Salarias fasciatus (jewelled blenny) is the source of this 1417-nucleotide messenger RNA. It is a transcript of the gene ppid, whose product is annotated as peptidylprolyl isomerase D. Lineage: Eukaryota; Metazoa; Chordata; Actinopteri; Blenniiformes; Blenniidae. The transcript is spliced from 10 exons. Bases 49 to 1164 code for a protein of 371 amino acids. Gene Ontology annotation, cellular component: cytoplasm; cytosol. Gene Ontology annotation, molecular function: cyclosporin A binding; peptidyl-prolyl cis-trans isomerase activity; protein binding. Gene Ontology annotation, biological process: protein peptidyl-prolyl isomerization; protein folding. The record is from RefSeq and is a predicted model, not a curated record.
GUCCUGCUAGCUUAGCUUAGCCAGCUGUAGCGUGGAUUUGUCGUCAAAAUGUCUCACCAAACACCGUCCGACAAGCCGUCUAACGCCUCCAACCCGCGCGUCUUCUUCGACGUGGCCGUGGCCGGACAGCCAGCUGGGCGCAUCGUUCUGGAGCUGUUUGCAGAUGUUACUCCCAAGACUGCUGAAAACUUCCGGGCGCUGUGCACCGGAGAGAAGGGCCUCGGCAAAUCCACCGGGAAACCUCUGCACUUCAAGGGAUGCCCCUUCCACCGGAUCAUCAAGAAGUUCAUGAUCCAAGGAGGCGACUUCUCCAACCAAAACGGAACCGGAGGGGAGAGCAUCUACGGGGAGAAGUUCGAGGAUGAAAACUUCCACUACAAGCACGAUAAAGCGGGGCUGCUGAGCAUGGCCAACGCCGGGCCCAACACCAACGGCUCGCAGUUCUUCGUCACCACCGUCCCCACGCCGCACCUGGACGGGAAGCACGUGGUGUUCGGGCAGGUGCUGCGGGGGAUGGGGGUGGUGAAGAUGCUGGAGGCCGUGGACACGCAGGACGACGCUCCGGUGAAGCCGUGUGUCAUCGCUGACUGUGGCGAGCAUAAGGACGGGGACAGCUGGGGGUCGGCCCCGAGCGAUGGAACCGGAGACGCCCACCCAGACUUCCCAGAGGACUCGGAUAUCGACUUCAAGGAUGUGGACAAAGUUCUGUCAGUGGCCGAAGACGUGAAGAACAUCGGAAACACGCUUUUUAAGAACCAGAACUGGAACGCCGCGGUCAACAAAUACAGCAAAGCCCUCAGGUAUCUGGAGGCGAGCGGUGAGCUGCUGGCGGAGGAGGCGGCCCACCAGAAGCUGGAGCCCACCGCUCUGAGCUGCUUCCUCAACACGGCGGCCUGCAAGCUGAAGCUGCAGCUGUGGCAGGAGGCGGUGGAGAGCUGCAACCAGGCUCUGGAUCUGAACCAGGCCAACACUAAAGCACUUUUCCGGAGGGCCCAGGCCUGGCAGGGGCUAAAGGAAUACAGCCAAGCCAUGACGGACCUGAAGAAAGCUCAGGAAAUCACUCCAGAAGAUAAAGCCGUCAACAACGAGAUGAAGAGAGUCCAGCUGAAAAUCCAAGAAGAGAAGGAGAAAGAGAAGAAGAUCUACGCCAAAAUGUUUGCGUGAAUGAAGCGGUUGUGGCUGGAUCGGAGCGUCCAGAGGAAGCUGCACUGACUGCACAGUAGCGAGGAGCGACGGUUCCUCUCAGCGAGGCAAAACCCGCCAACACCGGCCUUCGACCUUCAGUUGUGUGUGUGUUCGCGUGUGUGUCGUAUCGGUGAACGUGGGGUUUUCGACACAAAGCCCUCGGCCCACAUACAGUUAAUCCGUUUGGUUUUAUUUAUGUUUUUUACAGAGGCCAAUAAAACAGUUGCUAACA